GAUUCUUUGUUUUUUUUUGAAUUCCUUUAUUCUUUUGCAUUUUCAUUUCUUCUUCUUCUCAAGACAUAUACUCUUAAUUGUCAUCAUAGCCUAACCUUUGGAAUAUUUGAUAACUUGAUAAUGCCCAAGGGAACUAUUAUAUCACCAAAAUUCUGGGUACUUCCGGUUUUAUUGGUUAGUGGUGCGGCCUUGAUAUCUAGGUCCAAAACAUCGCCGGUCCAGCCAAAUAAUUAUGUUCUGUCAGGAGAAAAACUUGGUGACCAAGAAACCCUUGAGCGUGUUAGAAAAGAUUGGAGAAAGCGUAAUAAUGGUAUUGGAUUACGCGAUGUAGAUCGUAGUGGUGGAGGUGUCUAGGAAACACAGAUAUCUAUAUAUACUUUAAGUCCUUUCUUCUUUUACUUUUACUUUUUCUUUUACUUUACUCCAAAGAGAAAAAUGUAUGUUAUCUGUGUUUACAAAUUCACAAUAGUAUGUCUAUAAAAUGCGAAAUGAAAAACAAUU
Phycomyces blakesleeanus NRRL 1555(-) is the source of this 501-nucleotide messenger RNA. RefSeq lists its product as hypothetical. The transcript has 3 exons. The coding region runs from base 121 to 354 and encodes 77 amino acids. NCBI's taxonomy places the organism in Eukaryota, Fungi, Mucoromycota, Mucoromycetes, Mucorales, Phycomycetaceae. The record is from RefSeq and is a predicted model, not a curated record.